AUGGCCGGAAGAGGCAAGCAAUGGCCAAGAAAUUAUCUAAAUCAGAACCAACAACCUUUCUACGUAGAAAAUGACGACGAUGAUGAUUACGUUGAUGAUGAUGAUGAUUACGAGAAUGAGAAGGUUACUCUCGCAGGGCUGCUAACAGAGAUGAGUGACAUAGAUAAAGAUAUGGAGGUAUCAACCAGUUCCCAUCCGCAGACUUUAUAUCGCCCUCCACCAUCAUCAUUCUCCAAUAAUAGUAAAAGAAUAAAGAAUCAAUCUCGCGCUGUACUUCCGUUUACGGCAACAUCAUCUGCUGUGGGUUCAAAUAAUAAUUCGAAUAGGCAGUUACCGCUUCAACAGAGUUAUUCGUAUAACGACGAACAGCGACAUCGUCAAAUGCUUCCCUUUGAGGAUCAAAAACUACAAAACAACAGCUCCAGCAGCUAAAUUAUUAUCAGCAACUUCAGCAGCAACAAUUAUUAAUGACCAUGACGAUGAACAAUAAUGUCAAAUUAGGGAUGUCAAGUUCCGUCCUUUCUGAGUCCAACCCGUCUACCUUUAUUUCUUCUACACAGCAUCCUCAUGAGCUCCUUCAGCAACAGCAGCAGCAGCAGCAGCUGCAAUCCGAGAAUUUGAUGCGAUAUA
Messenger RNA from Nasonia vitripennis (jewel wasp), 630 nucleotides. RefSeq lists its product as uncharacterized. The record is from RefSeq and is a predicted model, not a curated record. The transcript is spliced from 4 exons. Lineage: Eukaryota; Metazoa; Arthropoda; Insecta; Hymenoptera; Pteromalidae. Bases 1 to 432 code for a protein of 143 amino acids.